This is a messenger RNA of Puccinia triticina, 1266 nucleotides long. RefSeq lists its product as uncharacterized. The transcript is spliced from 6 exons. Gene Ontology annotation, biological process: cellular response to oxidative stress; protein phosphorylation. The record is from RefSeq and is a predicted model, not a curated record. NCBI's taxonomy places the organism in Eukaryota, Fungi, Basidiomycota, Pucciniomycetes, Pucciniales, Pucciniaceae. Gene Ontology annotation, molecular function: ATP binding; calcium/calmodulin-dependent protein kinase activity. The coding region runs from base 1 to 1266 and encodes 421 amino acids.
AUGAGCUCGGUCGAGCCUACAGAUGAUGAAGAUGACGAUGCCCCAGCCGGGCUGAUUGCCGCGCGGGUUCCGGUCGGGCCCCUGGCCAGCCUCCAUCCCAAAAGACGAGUGCUCAGAGCACUCGGCCUACGCGACCCGAACCUACACGCACGCAAGUCGGAAUUCAAGUGGGGAGCUCAUCUCGGCAGCGGAACUUACGGCGAAGUCAGCCAGUGCACCUGGCUGACCAAGAACCCGCCCCAGGAGGUGGCCAUCAAGGUCGUCUCAAAGGCCAGCGUGCCCAACCUCCCCCAGCACAUCUCGCUCAUGAACCGGACCCUCAAGCUGCACCAUCCCCACGUCGUCCAGAUGUACGACUGGUUCCAGUCCAAGGAGCACUUCUACAUGGUCCUCGAGCUCGCGACCGGCGGGGAGCUGUUUGACCACACCAUCACCCGGGGGAACUUCAGCGACCGGGAGGCCUGUGUGAUGAUCCACCAAGUCCUCGAUGCGCUCUUGUUCAUCCACUCCCAGGGGAUCGUCCAUCGCGACCUGAAGCCCGAGAACCUGUUCGUCCGCGGCUCGCCGCCCUUCGAGCCCCCGUACGACCUCGUGGUCGCCGACUUCGGCGUCGCCGUCUACAUCGACCGCCCCGACGGCUCCACCGCCGCCCUCCAGGGCAUCUGCGGCUCGCCAGGGUACACCGCCCCGGAAGUCUACAGACGACUGCCCUACGGGAAGCCCGUCGACAUCUGGGCCGUCGGCGUCAUCUCCUUCAUCCUCCUCUCCGGCCGAUUCCCCUUCGCCCAUCUCUCUGGCCAGGACUUCCUCAACGACUCCGACCAGGACAUCAAGUUCCCCAAACGCUUCGCCAUCUCCCCCGAGGCCCAGAACUUCAUCCUGGGAUGUCUGCAGACCGACCCCUCCAAGCGCUGGACGGCCGAGGAAGCCCUCGAGCACCCCUGGUUUGACCAGCUAGAGGAAGCGGGCGAGGAGGACGCAGGCGAGCGCCAGACGGCCGCCAGUGUCGCGGACACCGACCACACCCGGUGCGAGCAGCUGCACCAGAAGCUGGCCGAGCUCGACGACAAGCAGGUCGAGAGUCUCGCCCCCGCCCUCGCCGCCAGCCCCGACACCCUCCCCGCCACCCGCAUCUCAAACCUCGUCCCCCUCGACCGCCAGCAGCAGCACCAGCUCGAGCCCGACCACGAACCCGAACUCCUCCUCGUCCAUCGCUCACACACCGUCAACGACGAGCCGCCCAUCGUCGUCGAUAUCGUCCCCUGA